CCUCUUAGGGUUUUUUGUUCUCUUGCCCUCGUCACUAUUCCUAUUUAACAUCCUCUUUCCACUACUAAGCUUUACCCCAUCUCAGCAUCACUCUCAUCUGCAGAGGGAGAGUGAAAGAGCGCGCUAGACUACUGCGGUGAAGAACAUGGCCGAGUCCAGUAAGCUCCAUGCUCUCUUCUUCAUUUUCUUGCUCUUCAUCUCCUCAGCCACUCCCAUUCUUGGCUGCGGUACUUGUGGCAAGCCUCCCCCAAAGCACAAACCUAAGCCUAAGACCCCCAAAGGCCCCAUCCCUCCCAUUCAUGUCAAGCCCCCAGUCGUUAAACCACCAGUCACAAUCCCACCCAUCGUCAAACCACCAGUUACAAUCCCUCCCAUCGUUAAACCACCAGUCACAAUUCCACCCAUAGUCAAACCACCAGUCACAAUCCCUCCCAUCGUCAAACCACCAGUUACAAUCCCUCCCAUUAUCCCACCCGUUGUUAAGCCACCGGUUACAAUCCCACCCAUUGUUAAGCCACCAGUUACAAUCCCACCCAUCGUCAAACCACCAGUUACAAUCCCACCCAUCGUCAAACCACCAGUUACAAUCCCUCCCAUUAUCCCACCCGUCGUCAAACCACCAGUUACAAUCCCUCCCAUUAUCCCACCCAUUGUUAAGCCACCGGUUACAAUCCCACCCAUUUUGAAACCGCCAGUGACCCUGCCUCCAAUAGUGCCACCUGGCAUAAUCCCUCCAGUCAUAGGAGGAGGGCCACCGGGUAAAAAACCUCCGAGUCCCGGGACACCUUGCCCUCCUCCUGCCGAGAGUCCGGGGGCCAAGGAUACUUGUCCCAUCGACACGAUUAAACUGGGUGCUUGUGUGGAUCUUCUUGGUGGGUUGGUGCACAUUGGGCAAGGUGACCCAGUUGUAAAUGAAUGCUGUCCAGUGCUGCAAGGGCUUGUUGAACUUGAGGCUGCCAUAUGUCUCUGCACAACUCUCAAAGUGAAGCUUCUUAACCUCAACAUCUUUGUCCCGAUUGCUCUUCAGCUCCUUGUCACCUGUGGCAAGUCACCUCCUCCUGGUUACACCUGCUCUCUCUAGAAGAAAUUAAGUUGCUAGGUUGAUGGAUAUCCAAGGAAAGCUAGGGAGGGAAUCGUCAUGAGAGGAUGUCGAGCUUCCCUUUGUUCCUUGUUAAUCUUUUCUUCUUUAAUUGGUAUUGAUGAGCUGAUGCUUUGGCUGUGAUCUUAUUAAUGUACACACCAUUUGUUUUAAAUUUGUUGCACGUGUGUUUUAUCUCAGGAAAGCAAUCAAACAUGCUUUUGAAUUAAUUUUAAAUGUUAUAUUCUUUUUCUUA
Messenger RNA from Prunus dulcis (almond), 1334 nucleotides. Its product is annotated as repetitive proline-rich cell wall protein 1. The coding region runs from base 146 to 1081 and encodes 311 amino acids. The record is from RefSeq and is a predicted model, not a curated record. Lineage: Eukaryota; Viridiplantae; Streptophyta; Magnoliopsida; Rosales; Rosaceae. The transcript is spliced from 2 exons.